UGAGCACAUACAGUAUUCAACGGACACGAAGCUGGAAGAAGACAAAAAUACAACACAUAAAUACAACAAGACGGACGGCACAUCGUUUUGGCGAUGGUGUCUGAGCGGAAAGGGCAGGCACUCGUUGCACUGCUAAACAGUUUAGCCCUCGGAGAUGAGGCGGAGAGUCUUCACCACCUGACAGAUGGACUCCUGCCCAGCAAACUCGCUGCCAAGCUGGGUAUGGCUGUGUUGGGGCGCUUGGAGGACGAAACACCCGACACCAGGUGGCAGAUGAUCAAGGACUUCCUCCUGACGCGUUGCAGAUACACAGCUGAUCGUGGAACAGCCAUCAGCUGGGAUUCGAUUACUGAUGCACACAGACGCCAUGAUGACCAAUACAUGGACCUGGAGCUAGCAAAGGUCAUGUUGCUCCUUUGUCAUCAUUCAAUGAUGGUGGUGAAUAUUCCCUACCGCGUGGACUACAAGACCGAGCUGGAGCUGGUGUCCAUGUACCGUUAUAUUGUGGUGGAGGACGAUGGGUGGUACUUGGCUGAGAACUUAGAGGAAUUUCUCCUCAAUGACCGUAAGGCGUUCCCGUUGUCGUCCACUAGCUCAGUGGAGGACUCCCCUGUGGUCAGCAGGAAGACGGCGGUCCGCUUCCUGGACCUCAAUACUGUAGCCAGCAGUGCCAACAGGUCUCCUGUUCAGGAGCUGAUGAGUACUCCUAAGUACCAGCUGAGUCGUCUGCGUAGGCAGCUGGCUCUGGAGGAGCAGGCCAAAGAGGAGCUGGAGAGGGAGCUGGCAGCCGUGACCAGCAGGGCCAGCGACAUGGAGUGUCAGUUGGGCCAGUUGCAGCAUCAGUAUCAGAAGCUGACGAGGGAGCAGAGGGAACAGGACGUCCAAAAUCAGACCUCCCUGAGCACACUUCAGGAGACGCACGACCGAGUGCUGCAGAGACUGCAUGAGGUCAUCCAGCAGAAUCAGGACUUGAAGACCGAUAACGGCCAGAAAGACAAGAGGAUGGACGACCUCACAGAUGACAACGGGAUACUCUCCACACAGGUGCGGGAGCUUGCAGGUCAGCUGUCGUUGCUACAGCAACAGAUGGUAGAGCUGCGGGAAGCGGCGGAGAAGAACGGCCAACGCGCUCACGACCUCCAGCAGGGACUCGACCAAGCCCUGAUGCACAAGGAGAGUCUUGAGGAGCAGCUUGAGAUCCAGCUGGGGAAGGUGAAGGUGCUGCAGGAGGAGCUUGCUCAGGCUCAGGCCCAGCGCUGUUGCCACGACGGCGAAGUCAUGGGACCCAUCAUGGAGUGGGAACGAGUUCAGGGCGAGAUCACCAAACUCCAGUCAGAGCUCGAAGAAGCAGCCAAUGAGAAACAGGCGGACGUCGAGGCCUUGGCGACGGAGCGUGCCGAGAAGAUGACGCUGCAACAGGAUAUCGUGAGGCGCAUAGAGGAAGCAGCCAUGCUGCAGUCUCAGCUACAAGCCGCCGCGACCGAAAACCAAGCCGGCAUCGCCGCUCUGGAGAAGGCGUGUGAGGAGAAGAACUCCUUGCAGGAGGAACUCACGCAGCACCAACAUUCCGUGAUGGAACUUCGGGGUCAGCUUCAAAACGCUGCCGACGAAAAGCAAGCAGACUUGUUGGCUCUGGAGAGUGAACGGGCUGCCAAACAUUCCCUACAGCAGGAGAUCCUCAACUACCAGCAGGACGUCACAACGCUACAGGGCCAGCUUCAGGAGUCCGCCGCUAAGCUGGAAGCUAACGUGUCUGCUUUGGACAUGGCCCACGCACUGACGUUGAGGCUUCAGGAGGAACUUCGGGUCUGCCAACAGGAAGUGGCAAAACUGCACAAUCAGCUUCAGGAGGUCAUCGGUCAGAGGGAAACGGUUACGGGAGCCUUGGAGACGGAGCGCGCUCAGAAGAGUUUAUUGCAGGAAGAAGUUGCACAGUACCAACAGGAAGUGACGAAACUGCAGGUCCGGCUUCAGGACGCUGCUGCCGACAAAGAAGCUGAUAAGGUUGCUUUGGAAACGGAGCAUGAGAAAACAGUUGCUCUUCAACAGGAAAUGGUUCAUCACCAAGAGGAAGUGGGCAAGCUGCAGGCUCAGCUUCAGGAAGCUGCUGCAGAGAGGGACCUCCACCUGACUUCCUUGGAGACUGCACACGCUGAAAAAUCUGAGAUGCAAGAGGAAAUGACCAAGCUGCAGUCUCGUGUCCAGGAAGCCAACGCUGAGAAGGAGACGGGUAUGGCGACCUUGGAGAAGGAACGCGAGCAGAAGAACUCACUCCAGGCGGAAGUCUCUCAGAUCCAACAGGAAGUCAGCAAACUCCAAUCCCAGCUUCAGCAAGCUGGCACAGAAAUGGAAGCAGAGAAAUUGGCCUUGGAGAUUGAACGUGCUCAGAAGUCCUCGCUGCAGCAGGAAGUUGAGAGAUUCCACCAGGAAGUGGCUUCAGUCCAGGCUCAGCUUCAUGAAGCUGCGACGGCAAGAGACGCCAAACUGGCAACCGUGGAGCAGCUGCAGCAGGAAAUCUCCAAAUUUCAGGCUCGGCUGCAGGAAGCUGACGUCCAAAAAGAAGCUGAUGUGGUAGCCCUUCAGACAGCGCAGCAAGAGGCAGCGAAGCUGCAGCAGCAAAUUGAUAUCCGCCAAGAGGAGGUGGCAAAACUUGAGGCUCAGCUUCACGACACCAACAUUCAGAGGGAAGCAGUUAUGAGAGACUUGGAGACAGAACGUGGUCAGAAGAUUUCAAUGCAAGAGGAGAUCACACAGUACCAACAGGAAGUGACGAAACUGCAGGCCCGACUUCAGGAUGCUGCUGCCGACAAAGACGCAGAUAUGGUUGCGUUGGAAACGGAGCAUGAGAAAAUGGUUACUCUUCAACAGGAAAUAGUUCAUCACCAAGAGGAAGUGGCCAAGCUGCAGGCUCAGCUUAAGGAAGCUCUUGCCGAGAGGGACCUCCACCUGACUUCCUUGGAGACCGCAUGUACUGAGAAAUCGGAGACUCAAGACAAAGUGACCAAGCUGCAGUCUCUGCUCCAGGAAGCUAACGCUGAGAAGGAGACGGGUAUGGCGGCCUUUGAGAACGAACGUGAGCAGAAGAUCUCACUCCAGGCAGAAGUCACACAGAUCCAACAAGAAGUCGCCAAACUCCAAUCCCAGCUUCAGCAAGCUGGGAUAGAAAUGGAGGCCGAAAAAUCUGCGUUAGAGACUGAACGUGCUCAGAAGUCCUCACUGCAGCAGGAAGUUGAGAGAUUCCACCAGGAAGUCUCUGAGCUCCAGAGCCGACUUCAAGAGGUAGUCACUGAAAAGGAGGCGCAUGUGGUAACCAGAGACGCACAGCACACUCAGCUGAACCUCCUCCAGGAGGAAGUUGAGCAGUACAAAACCGAAGUUUCCACACUGCAUGCGAAGCUUCAAGACGCGACUGCUGAAAAGCAGACGGAUAUCGCAUCCCUGGAGAGCCAACACGAGCAGAAUAAAAUACUGCAGGAAGAAAUCUCGCAGUACCAGCAGAAAGUCGUCGAACUCCAGUCUAUGCUUCAGCAGGCUGGCACAGACAUGGAAGCAGAUAAAUUGGCCAUGAAGGCAGAGUGUGCUGAAAAAUUCUCACUACAGCAAGAAGUGACCAAGCUGCAGUCUCAGCUCCUGGAUUCCGCCACUGACAUUGAAGCCAAAAUGUCGGCCUUGGAGAAGGAACGCGAGCAGAAGAUCUCACUCCAGGCGGAGGUCUCACAAAUCCAACAGGAAGUCUGCAAACUCCGAUCCCAGCUUCAGCAAGCCGGCACAGACAUGGAAGCCGAACAAUCUGCUUUGGACGGAGAGCGUGAAGAGAAGAGGAUACUUCAGGAGCAAGUCGCCCACGUCCAGCAAGAGGUCUCCCAACUCCAGAGUCGACUUCAAGAAGAGGUCACUGAAAAGGAGGCGCAUGUGGUCUCCAGAGACACUCAGCUGAACCUGCUACAGGAGGAAGUUGAUCAGUACAAAACUGAAGUUGCCAAGCUUCAGGAUGCGGCUGCUGAAAACAAAGCCUCCAUGGAAACUGAGCUUGCUAAGCAGGCUUCAUUGGAGCAGCAAGUGGAAACUGAGCUUGCUAAGCAGGCUUCAUUGGAGCAGCAAGUGGAAACUGAGCUUGCUAAGCAGGCUUCAUUGGAGCAACAAGUGGCCACACUGCAAGCCAAGCUUCAAGACGCUGCUGCUGAAAGGGAGGCGCAUGUGGUCGCCAGUGACUCACAGCACGCUCAGCUGAACUCCCUCCAGGAGGACGUUGCACACUACCGAGGCACAGUCGCUACUCUCCAAGCAGAGCUUCAGGAGGCUGCCGCUAAAAACAAAGCCUCCGUGGAAACGGAACUCGCUAAGCAGGCUUCAUUGGAGCAGCAAGUUGCCACACUGCAAGCGAAGCUUCAAGAUGCGGCUGCUGAAAAACAAACCGGCAUGGCAUCCCUGCAGACCCAGAACGAGCAGAAUAAAAUACUGCAGGAAGAAGUCUCGCAGUACCAGCAGAAAGUUGAACACUACCAAGCCACAGUCGCUACUCUCCAAGCAGAGCUUCAGGAGGCUGCCGCUAAAAACAAAGCCUCUGUGGAAACGGAACUCGCUAAGCAGGCUUCAUUGGAGCAGCAAGUUGCCACACUGCAAGCGAAGCUUCAAGAUGCUGCUGCUGAAAAACAAACCGGUGUGGCAUCCCUGCAGACCCAGAAUGAGCAGAAUAAAAUACUACAGGAAGAAGUCUCGCAGUACCAGCAGAAACUUGAACACUACCAAGGCACAGUCUCCACUCUGCAGGCAGAGCUUCAGGAGGCUGCUGCUAAAAACAAAGCCUCCGUGGAAAUGGAACUCGCCAAGCGGGCUUUGCUGGAGCAGCAAGUGGAAACAGAGUUAGCUAAUCUGGCUUCUUUGGAGCAGCAAGUUGCCACACUGGAAACCAAGCUUCAAGAUACUGCUGCUGAAAAGCAGACGGGUAUGGCAUCCCUGCAGACCCAGAACGAGCAGAAUAAAAUACUGCAGAAAGAGGUCUCGCAGUACCAAGGCACAGUCGCCACUCUCCAAGCGGAGCUUCAGGAAACCACUGCUAAAAACAAAGCCUUCGUGGAAGCUGAGCUCGCUAAGCAGGCUUCGUUGGAGCAGCAAGUUGCCGCGCUGAAACUUCAGCUGGAAGAGGCUGCUGCUCUGAAGGAGACCCUGCAGACUGAGCGUGCUCAGAAGGUGAUGUUACAGCAAGAGGAAGUGAGCAAGCUGCAGGCUCAGCUACAGGAAGCUGCUGCCGAGAGGGACCUCCACCUGACUUCCUUGGAGACCGCGCGCUCUGAGAAAUCUGAGAUGCAAGCGGAAAUCGCCAAGCUGCAGUCUCGUGUCCAGGAAGCCAACACUGAGAAGGAGACGGGUAUGGCGACCUUGGAGGAGGUACGCGAGCAUAAGAACUCACUCCAGGCGGAAGUCUCUCAGAUCCAACAGGAAGUCAGCAAACUCCAAUCCCAGCUUCAGGAAGCCGGCGCGGAACUGGAAGCUGAGAAGAUGCUGCUUCAGCAGGAAGUCUGCAAGUUGCAGUCUCAGCUUGAGGAAGUGGCCCAGGAGAAAGAAGCGCAGGUGGGCGCCUUGGAGAUGGAACACGGUAACCAAGUAACCACGCUUCAGCAGGACCUCCUCAGGCUCGAGACUCAGCUGGAGCAGGUGUCCUCGGAAAGGAGCAAGAGCGUCGCGGAGCUGCAGCUAGAACGUACCCACAAUGCAGCGCUCUCUGCAGAACUGGACAAGCUCCAGGGCGAGAGUGCUCAGAGCGCAGCUUUGCAGCGUGAGGUGUCCCGGCUCCGGGCCGAGCUGCAGGACGGGGAGGGGGCGGACCAGCGCGCGGAGAUGAAAAUGCAGGCCCUCAGGAGGGAGGUGGAGAUGCUGCAGACCCUCAACAGCACGCUGAAGAGCGAGAACAGCACCAUCCGGAGGCUCGCCGACACACUGCAGGGGCAGCUGGACAAGAAGGAGCAUGAGGGCCAGAGGGCUGCCAAAGCUGUGGGUGCCAGACGGCAAACGAGGGCAGAAGCGAAGUCAGAUGAAGGAGAUCUGAGUGAAGACAGCCUGGACCUGGGAAGCACACUCAACUCAACCAGUACCCCAUUGGUGCGUAGCUCGAGGCGUCUGGCCCAGAAGCAGGGCUCGGUGGAGACACUCUACUUCACCCCCAUGAGCCACCAGUCCACCUCUCGCAUGCCAGGCAGCGCCGUCACAGACUCCGCCAAACGCAGACGCACCACGCAGGUCAUCAACAUCACCAUGACCAAGGAGGAUUCUAAAAGCCUGCAGGCUGCACGCUCCCAGCCCAACCUCUCAUCUCGACCUGUGUCCACAGACUUCUCAUUGGAGCCUGGCAACAUGGCAUCUGCGUCCGGGGCUGCCAGCGACCACCUCCUCAACCUGCCAGGAUAUCGCCGUAGCAACGUGCACAACCCUGCUCCCUCUCGAGCCUCCAGUGCCUUCUGUGUGGGUGUGGAGAACGAGCCGGACGGGGCAGGGGAGGACUGGCUGCGCAUCGCCGAGCUGCAGAGGAGGAACAAGAACUACCCCCAACAUCUCAAGAGCAGCUACACCCUCGAGACCAUGCAGCAGGCGGCCACUGCGUUCCUGCCGGUGUCGGAGGAGGAGGUGCGUUUCGGGGACCCCACUGAGACGCUGCGUAGGGCCUCCACGCUGCCCGGUCAGCUGCAGGCCUCCCUCGACUGCCACCGCCUCUCCCUCAUGGCCCCCAAACGCCCCGCGCCCCUCCCCCUGCAACACGACCCCGACACACCCGAGGCGAAGAGGCAGUCCUCAUGUUUCCAGCGCCCCCUGACUCCAAAGAACCGCAACACCAACACCAAGUUCGUCAACAGCCCGGCCAAGUCACCGGCGGAGCGAAGGCAGUCCAUGAUGUUCUGCAUCUCCAACACGCCUAAGAAGAUGGGCGGCCUUAUGAGCAGACUCAAGAAGGGCCGCAAGAGUCCCGCCCCCGCGCCCGCUGCCGCCAAAUCCACGCCACGCCGCUCGCCAAGAAGCAGCAAGGCGACCAACAAAAAAAUCAUGCUGUAAAGAAGACCCCUUUUUUCUCUAUUUUAAUUUCUUGUUUGUUAUUCAGAUAUUUUUUCUUUUUUCCAUUUGUAUCAAUAAAGAUGUAUAUACUUUUAAUAUAAAGCAUGUCUGUAUGUUUGAGUGCGUGUGCGUGCGCGUGUGUGUGCGUAAAACACAGACCCUGCUAAAAUUUGUAUUUUUAUUUCUCUGUGUGUUUCAUACGAUGUCAAAUAGCUUUAACUUUUUUUUUCUUUUUACAAAAUGAUUGUCUGGUUGCCCCUGAAUAUGUCAAAUGGCACAACAGCAAUAAAAUAUCUUUUUAAAAUCUUAAAUCCUUUUUUUUGUUGUUUAGUUAGUAAUUAAUUGUUGUCUGUCUUUAUUUUAUAUUUUUGUCUGUUUCAGUGUAUGAUCAAGAAAAGAUUUCUUUCUUUUCUUCUUUUAUAUAUAUAUGUAGUCUUGUUUUUUGUCUGUUUUAGUGUAUGUUUCCCCAAGAAAAGAAGUAUAUCUUUUCUCCCUUUUAUAUGUUCUGUAUGUUGACGUCUUGUUUGAUAUAUCCUGUGUGGACCCCAGGACGAGUAGCUGAUAUGUUUAUCAGCUAAGGGGGAUCCUAAUAAAAUAUCAAACAUCAAAA
Messenger RNA from Engraulis encrasicolus (European anchovy), 7654 nucleotides. RefSeq names its product nuclear mitotic apparatus protein 1 (gene numa1). The transcript has 25 exons. Gene Ontology annotation, biological process: establishment of mitotic spindle orientation. The coding region runs from base 94 to 7044 and encodes 2316 amino acids. Gene Ontology annotation, molecular function: microtubule binding. NCBI's taxonomy places the organism in Eukaryota, Metazoa, Chordata, Actinopteri, Clupeiformes, Engraulidae. The record is from RefSeq and is a predicted model, not a curated record. Gene Ontology annotation, cellular component: spindle pole; centrosome; spindle microtubule.